Molecule: messenger RNA, 456 nt
Organism: Arvicola amphibius (Eurasian water vole)
Lineage: Eukaryota; Metazoa; Chordata; Mammalia; Rodentia; Cricetidae
Product: keratin-associated protein 4-11-like
Exons: 1
Coding region: 1-456 (151 amino acids)
Cellular component (GO): keratin filament
Source: RefSeq, a predicted model, not a curated record
AUGGUCAACUCCUGUUGUGGCUCUGUCUGCUCUGAGGAAGGCUGUGGCCAAGGCUGCUGCCGCCCCAGCUGCUGUGUGUCCAGCUGCUGCAGACCCAGCUGCUGCAGACCCAGCUGCUGUGUGUCCAGCUGUUGCAGACCCAGCUGCUGCCGUCCCAGCUGCUGCCGCCCCAGCUGCUGUGUGUCCAGCUGCUGCCGCCCCUGCUGCCGCCCCAGCUGCUGCCGCCCCAGCUGCUGCAUCUCCAGCUGCUGCCAGCCCUCCUGUGGUGGUUCCAGCUGCUGCAGUCCUUGCUGCCAGCCCUGCUGCCGCCCCUGCUGCCGCCCCUGCUGCCGCCCCUGCUGCUGCCUGCGUCCAGUCUGCGGUCAGGUCUGCUGCCAGAGCACUUGCUACCGUCCCACCUGUGUCAUCUCCACCUGUCCCCGCCCCAUGUGCUGUGCCACCCCUUGCUGCUGCUGA